Molecule: messenger RNA, 294 nt
Organism: Racocetra persica
Lineage: Eukaryota; Fungi; Glomeromycota; Glomeromycetes; Diversisporales; Gigasporaceae
Source: the annotation of a GenBank genome assembly
GUCCCUUUUUAUUUAUUGGUUGAAGAAUUUGAUACUGCGAUGAAACAUUUAAAUUUCAGUAUGGCAAUUGAUUUUGAAAAACAACGAGAGUUGGAUCACGAUGAAUUAAUUAUAAGUUUAAUUGAAAUAAAAGAGAUUUUGAAAAUUUCUGGUCUCAAUUCUGAAGUUAUUUCAGAAGUCAAUAUAAUGAAGUCGCAGGACACUUCCGUUUUUAAGCCGGUUCAAAUAGACGCAAAAGACUUAACUCCAUGUUCUAUGCGCCCAAAUGAACGAGCUUCAUAUUUGUUCAAAUGA